AUGCUUUUCAACGCCCCAAAGCUCGCUUUGCUCGCUCUCAUCUCGUCGGUCUCCGCACAAGCAGGCUUGAACUGUAGCGUCAAGGGGUACGAUACUGGCAAACACCCAGCCUACUACGUCAACAGCACAAUCACGACGCCCGCCGCGUGCAAAGCAUACUGUGCCGCCAGCGUCGCGAGCAAAUGCUCUAGCUUCGCAGUUGGAGGUGGAUGCUUGCUGUAUAAUGUUACGGUCAACGGCAAUGUCAAUCCUAUGAACACCAGCACGUUCACCUUUUAUGACGAAGCCUGCACAGUCUAG
Mollisia scopiformis is the source of this 300-nucleotide messenger RNA. RefSeq lists its product as uncharacterized. Bases 1 to 300 code for a protein of 99 amino acids. The record is from RefSeq and is a predicted model, not a curated record. Lineage: Eukaryota; Fungi; Ascomycota; Leotiomycetes; Helotiales; Mollisiaceae. The transcript has a single exon.